This is a messenger RNA of Cooperia oncophora, 345 nucleotides long. The record is from the annotation of a GenBank genome assembly. NCBI's taxonomy places the organism in Eukaryota, Metazoa, Nematoda, Chromadorea, Rhabditida, Trichostrongylidae.
AUGCACUUGAAGUCGGUUCAAGAUCUUAUAGAUUUCUACGAGGAGCCGGUUGAAAAUAUCACGAACUAUGCAAAGCUUUCACGGAUGGAAUCUAAACCAGCGAAUUUGUACAUGAUGGAACAUCCGCAAAGAUUUCAUCCUGAGGAUGUAGAGGCAUGGCAUGGAGGCAUAACAGCUUUCCCUGGAACUGGAGGCACAGUUGUUGGACUGCGGAACAAACGUCUUCUCCGACAAUUUAAACCAAAAUCUGAUUGGUUUGAUUACGAAGAUCAGACUUUUGACUACACACCGCCUGAGAAGGAUAUGCCGUGGGACAACGAAAUAGCCCGACGCAUGGACAGGUGA